AUGGUGUCCCCUCAAGUUACCAACCUCGCCAUCAUCGUGGUGAUGAUGCAGCUGGCCAAGAAGGUUCCCUUCGAGAACCCCGAUGUCCUCCUUCUUGUUCGUUGCAUGUACAUCUUGUCCAACGUGAUCAUCCUGGGUCUCUACUUGUACACUCAGGCCAAGAUCAACAAAAAGAAUGACUUGACUACGCUCAAGUAUGUCGAGCCUGCUCCCAUGGGUAGCAACGAGGAGCCUCGCCCGGUGACUACCACCAACGCUGAGUACGACAAGGGACAGCUGCGCCAGCUGAUCCGUGGACAACUCAUGGGAGUCGGCAUGAUGGGUGUGAUGCACCUCUACUUCAAGUACACCAACCCCCUCUUGAUCCAGUCGAUCAUUCCUCUCAAGAGUGCCUUUGAAUCCAACCUGGUCAAGAUUCACAUCUUCGGCAAGCCUGCUACCGGUGACCUUCAGCGCCCUUUCAAGUCUGGCAACAGCUUCAUGAACCAGGGCCAGGUCAAGACCGACAAGGCUUCAGUCGAGAGCGCCGAGAAGAACUGGCGGGGUGGUGUCAAGGAGGAGUAGAUCGAGAGGCCUUGGGUAACAGACGCGCGAGUAGAUCGCACAUGUUUUGUACCUCUUGUAUUUUAUAGAUGCCUUGCCAUUGGAGCGGAGUCGAGUCGAGCUGCGUUGCUGCUGCUUUGCUUUGAUCUUCACUUUUAAUGUUAGUGCGAUGGGUUUACGAUAUUCUUUUCUUUUUUUCUUGUUUUCGUAGUCAAGUUAUUGGUAACUUCGUUGGUAAGCAUGCUAUCCUCCUGCCUAUUUGUGAACUCAUGUGCAUGUAUCUGCUUCAAAAUACUAAGCAGACGCCUUCAUAAUCGAGGCAUAUGAAUGACGAAGUGGCGAUGGAGUCGAUGAUUACUUCGCCGACUAUGA
Messenger RNA from Aspergillus aculeatinus CBS 121060, 915 nucleotides. Its product is annotated as PHO88 family protein. Gene Ontology annotation, cellular component: mitochondrion; endoplasmic reticulum. The transcript is spliced from 3 exons. Gene Ontology annotation, biological process: protein targeting to ER. The record is from RefSeq and is a predicted model, not a curated record. The coding region runs from base 1 to 564 and encodes 187 amino acids. NCBI's taxonomy places the organism in Eukaryota, Fungi, Ascomycota, Eurotiomycetes, Eurotiales, Aspergillaceae.